This is a messenger RNA of Prosopis cineraria, 2967 nucleotides long. Its product is annotated as leucine-rich repeat extensin-like protein 4. The transcript has a single exon. The coding region runs from base 147 to 2468 and encodes 773 amino acids. NCBI's taxonomy places the organism in Eukaryota, Viridiplantae, Streptophyta, Magnoliopsida, Fabales, Fabaceae. The record is from RefSeq and is a predicted model, not a curated record. Gene Ontology annotation, molecular function: protein binding.
AAUUUUAAAGUAAUCCAGUACACAGUGGCAAUUUGGUGUUUCCGCGUAAGCCGAUUGCCGAGGGAAAGAAAUUGCAUUUGAAAAUGGCACUUUCUUCAAAUCCAGAAGCAAGCGGCGUUUGCAAUAUCAGUCGCUUCAUGUGAAUCAUGAAGAAGAAGAUCGACUCCAUCUCUCUCUUCCACUCUCAUCUUCUCCUCCUUCCCUUCUUUCUCGCCGCAUUAUCCCUCACUCCCUCGCACCAUCUUUCCAUCACCGCCAAUGCAGCUCCCACUCACACCCAAGCCGUCUUCAUCCCGCAGCGUCAACUUCUCUACUACAGAGACCAGUUCGGUGACAGAGGAGAGCUCGUGACCCUCGACCCUUCUCUGGUCUUCGAGAAUGAUCGCAUCAGGAGUGCUUACAUUGCUUUACAAGCUUGGAAGCAAGCCAUUCACUCUGAUCCCCGAAAUUUCACUGCCAAUUGGGUUGGAUCCAAUGUCUGCAACUACACUGCUGUUUACUGUGCUCGCGCGCCGGACAAUCCCAGGAUCCGUACAGUUGCCGGCAUUGAUCUCAACCAUGGCGACAUUGCAGGCUACUUGCCUCGAGAGCUCGGGCUUCUGGCUGAUCUUUCUCUGUUCCACAUUAACUCGAACAGGUUCUGUGGUACUAUUCCCCACGAGUUCCGCAAGUUGAAACUGCUCUUUGAACUGGAUCUUAGUAACAACAGGUUCGCCGGCAAGUUCCCGGAGGUGGUUUUGAGUCUUCCCUCCCUCAAGUUCUUGGAUCUCAGAUAUAAUGAAUUUGAAGGGACUGUACCCAAAGAACUAUUCGACAAGGAUCUGGAUGCCAUCUUUAUUAAUAACAACCGCUUUGCCUUCGAUCUUCCUGACAAUUUUGGCAACUCUCCGGUGUCGGUCAUCGUCCUCGCUAACAACAGGUUCCGUGGCUGCAUCCCGGCGAGCUUGGGCAAUAUGUCAAAUCUCAACGAGAUCAUUCUGAUGAACAAUGCGUUCCGUUCGUGCUUGCCGUCCGAGAUUGGGAGGCUGAAGAACUUGACGGUGUUCGAUGUGAGCAUUAAUCAGCUGCUAGGUCCCCUGCCAGACACCAUUGGAGGUAUGGUCAGUCUCGAGCAGCUGAAUGUAGCUUACAAUUUGCUCUCUGGGAAAAUUCCUGCCAGUAUUUGCAUGCUACCCAAUCUACAGAACUUUACGUACUCUUUUAACUUCUUCACUGGCGAGCCACCGGCGUGCUUGGCUCUGCCAGCUUUUGAUGACCGAAGGAAUUGCUUGCCGGGGAGGCCACUGCAGAGGUCAGCAGCUCAAUGUAUGUCGUUCUUGUCUCGACCAGUUGACUGUAACUCGUUUAAAUGUAAACCAUUUGGUUCUUCGCCGUCGCCCGGGGUGGCUCCUUCACCACCUUCACAAGGUUCGCCUUCGCCAUCGCCCGGGGUGGCUCCUUCACCACCUUCACAAAGUUCCCCACCGCCGUCGCCUGAAGUGGUUCCUUCACCUCCGCAAAUUUUACCUUCGCCACCCGGUGUUUCACGUUCUCCCCCUGUUUAUAGUCCGCAACAUCCGCCUCCACCGCCGUCACCAUUGUCUUCUUCACCUCCACAUUCACCGGUUUACUCUCCGCCAUCUCCUUCAAGCUCAAUUCCACCAUGGUCUUCAUCACCUCCACCUUCACCAGUUUACUCUCCACCAUCUCCUUCAAGCCCAACUCCACCAUGGUCUUCAUCACCUUCACCUUCACCAGUUUACUCUCCGCCAUCUCCUUCAAGCCCAACUCCACCAGGGUCUUCUUCACCUCCAUCUUCUCCAGUUUACUAUCCGCCAUCUCCUUCAAGCCCUAGUCCACCAUUGCCUUCGUCACCUCCUUCUUCACCAGUUCACUCUCCGCCAUCACCUUCAAGCCCAAGUCCACCAUUGUCUUCGUCACCUCCAUCUUCACCAGUUUACUCUCCGCCAUCUCCUACAAGGCCAAGUCCAGGUUAUUCAUUGCCUCCACCGCCACCACCUAGCUAUUCUCCAUCAACACCGUCACCCCCACCUCCAGUUUAUUCACUGCCUCCACCUUCCCCGCCUUCACCGUCGCCACCUGCAAAUUCACCAUCACCAACGGCUCCAACACCGCGGCUGCCUCAGCAUUCCCCUCCACCUGCUCACUCAUCUUCACCACCUAUUUAUCCCUAUCUAUCACCUCCUCCCCCGCCUUGUGUAGAACCACCUCCACUUGCAUCCCCACCACCGUGCGAAGAGCAUUCUCCACCAUCUCCUCCAACAACUUACCUUCCACCAUCAUCUCCAUUUCCUCGACCACCGCCAGAAUAUACAUCUCCACCAUCUCCCCCUGUCCAGUACAGCUCCCCCAGACCUCCUUCCCCUGUUCAUUACAGUUCACCACCACCUUCCCCUGUAUACAAAGGGCCCAUGCCGCCUGUUGUUGGAGUUCCAUACGCGUCCCCUCCCCCACCGCCCUUCUAUUGAUUCGUUUGAAAACUUGGCUCCUUUUGCAUCACCUCUACGAGCAAAAAAAAUUAGUUAGUUAUAUUGGCGGGCAUUUCUUUUCUAUUAUCAUAUUGUACCUCGUCAACUAUGCUCCCACUUUACGUGACUCUCGUCGCACGUGGAAGGAAAAAGAAAGAGAACACAAGGGUUUGUGCAGCGCCGAAUCUACCGCUAGCAUUGUUCUCAUUUGAGUUUGAUCAUUUCAUCAAUAGCUGUAAAGAACCAGAGAAGAUGUCACAGUAAAGUGAGGUAGGGGGAGAAAGUAUAUCCAUAUUGUUGAGUUAUUACGAAUAUUCCGGUUGUGAAAUGAAAAAUGGCAGAGAAAAUUUAUGUAUAGGCGUGAAUUGGGGACCUCGAAUUCAGUGUUGCUAAGACCCGAGCCAUUUUCUGCUGAAGUUGAUUGCUUGUAUCAUUACUUUUGUUUCUUUUCCUUUCCACUUUUAUAAUAUAUAAUUAAUGAAGAUUUCACUUGUAUUGA